AUGGUUCUCAAGAGGGCAUUCGCUUUGAUCUCUAGUUUCUUCGGCCCGAGAGAGCAUCCGGCGUUAGUUAAGGGAUCUCCGUGUGCUCGUGAGGCAAUCGAAUCAGAUGUUGGGAAGAAAGUAGAGGAAGAGGGAUUGCUUGUUUCUCAAGAAUUUUCCAGUUUGAGGGACGAUGAGGUGUGUUGUGUGUGUUUGUCAAGAUUGUCGGAAGGUGAAGAGGACAUGAGAGUUCUUCCUUGCCUGCACGAGUUUCACAAGGUAUGUGUGGAUAAGUGGUUCGAUGCGUGCCGGAUGACGUGCCCUCUGUGCCGGUUUCCGGUGGGAGGAGUUGACAAGUCUCAGGUGGUGGAGUUGCUCACUGAGGAGAUUAUGUUAUAUUUUUCUUCUUUUCAUAGUUCUGGGUUCUAA
Malus domestica (apple) is the source of this 408-nucleotide messenger RNA. RefSeq lists its product as uncharacterized. Gene Ontology annotation, molecular function: ubiquitin protein ligase activity. Lineage: Eukaryota; Viridiplantae; Streptophyta; Magnoliopsida; Rosales; Rosaceae. Gene Ontology annotation, biological process: ubiquitin-dependent protein catabolic process. The record is from RefSeq and is a predicted model, not a curated record.